Drosophila innubila is the source of this 5054-nucleotide messenger RNA. RefSeq names its product protein mesh (gene mesh). Gene Ontology annotation, biological process: cell-matrix adhesion. Bases 181 to 4596 code for a protein of 1471 amino acids. Lineage: Eukaryota; Metazoa; Arthropoda; Insecta; Diptera; Drosophilidae. The record is from RefSeq and is a predicted model, not a curated record. The transcript is spliced from 16 exons.
GGCAGCUAACGAGUUUUGGCAACGCCCCGACUUCAGUCCUAACUGAGCGUGGCGCUGAAUCGAACGUAUUUUCUGGCUUUAAAGUGAGCUACGCAAAAAUACGUAACGAAUACGAAUACGAAUACGAAUCGAAAACUAAAUAAUAGAUAAUAGAAUUAGGUGAUAGAAGGCACAGUGAGAAUGCGCUUUAAACUGUUUGUGGCCUGUGCACUGGCCUGUGGCUUUAUGGCCUAUGUUCUGGCCAACGAGAAUGUAUCUACGGAAGUGGAAGAUCUAUUUGUGAACGCCGUGCCCGCGAAUAAAGCGCCCAAAAUUGCACAAGCUGCCGAAUUUGUCGAGAUUCCCGAGCAGCCCAAAACGCCACCCGCUGUCAAAAAGGUCGAAAAAGUGUCGCCACCCGCAACCGCACCAGUAUCCGCAUCCGCACCCGCAUCCGCAUCCGCAGCAGUAGCCGCACCCGAAGUGGCCAAGCCAGCCGUGAAAGUGGCAACGCCACAGAAAUUGGUGCCCGUUGCCUCCAGUCGUGGCACAGAUGAUAUUCUAACCGUUUCUGGCCUAAAGCCACAGCCAAUGUCCGGUGCGCUAGUCAUGCCAUAUGAAUACCUUGGUGAGCUGUACGAUGUGGAUUCCAGUGGCUACAAUUGGGAUCCCAACAACAAUGUGGCGCCACCGGAUACGCCCUCAACCGCAGCUGGCGGCUAUACAAUUACCCCCGCUCGGCUCGCCGAGCUGCGCAGCAAUUUCAUGUACUGGUUCUACGACAAGGACAACUAUGGCGGUCGUGGCGACUAUCAGUUCGACAUUCAUGCCUCGAUGACGCAGCUGCACAAGAAUCUGAACUUUCAGAUGCCCUUCUAUGGUUUCCGUUUCAACUACACACGCCUGUCGCUUAAUGGUUACUUGGAGUUCUCAGAUCCGCCAGAGUAUCUCACAUAUCCGUUGGUGUUUCCCAUUAAGGACUGGCCGCACAAACGGGAUCCCUCCUUCAUGGGCAUCUUCUUCAGCAAAUGCCGUGUGGGCCGCAUUUAUCCAUCCGAUCUCGACCAGCGCACGCCUGGCGUCUACUUCCGUGUGGUACGUGAUCUGAUGGGACGUACAGACCGCUUCGGAGUGGAGGUGAGGGAACGCACCAUGUGGGAUAUACGUACUGGAGUUGUGGGUGCUGACACUUUUGUGCCCAAGCACGUUGUGAUCGCCACCUGGAAAAAUGUUUCCUUUGCCGGCGGCAUUGACAACUCCCUCUUUACGACAAACACCUUUCAAAUGGUUCUCGCCACCGAUGAGGUCUACACUUAUGCCAUCUGGAACUACGCGGUGCUUAAUUGGUUGUCCCACACAGAAGCUGGCGGUGAUACGACCAAGGGUGAGGGCGGUACUCCAGCAUAUGUUGGUUUUAAUGCUGGCAACGGAACUCAGGCCUAUGAAUACUCACCUUACAGCCAGAACAUGGUUAUACGAGACUUGGCCAACAGGGGAUGGGGUAAUGGAUUCCCUGGCAGGCAUAUCUUCCGCAUUGAUGAGCAAAUUCUGAUCGGCUCUUGCAACAAGGAUAUAGACGCCGCGCUGCUGCCACUGACAUUUGCCCCGGAGUCUGGCAACAUGUUGGGUGGUCAGGUGGUCAACAUAACCGGACCCUGUUUUGAUCCCAAUAUACGUGUGACUUGUCACUUUGACACGGAAUCUGUGCUGGGAACGUAUGUGGAUAGGAAUCGUGUGAUCUGCGUACAGCCGUUCCUCAAGGCAGAGGGUUACAUACGCUUCCAGAUCUCGAUGGGCACACAGAGGUUCAAAUGGCGUGGCAAGUACUUUGUAGAGACACCGGCAGCAGCCACCGAGAAGAUCUUCUUUGCCACCGAUGAUGUGCACAAGAAGAACCCCAAGGAGAUUCGCAUUACGUGGAGUGCCUUCAAUUUGACAUCCAAUUCGAAUGCCAAUGUCAUGAUUUCACUAUGGGGUUAUCGUGAGACGAAAAUCGAACCCCAACUGCAGUAUAUUGAUGUCAUCGAGGCCAGUUACACGAACACUGGCAGCUACGUGAUCACGCCCUCCAAUUACCUCACUCGCCACAACAUCAACAAUGACAUGCAGUUUGGCUUCCUGCAGAUAAAUCUGACCCAACCCGAACAAUACUCCGGCUUGGCGCUCAGUCCAGUUCUGUGGUCACGCCCAAUUCCAUUGGCCUGGUAUAUGGCACCCCAGUGGGAGCAGAAACAUGGCAAACGCUGGCCCCGUGCUUUAUGUGAUAAUUGGAUACGCGCCGACCGAUUCCUCAGAAACUUUGCUGCCGACUUGCCGCUGUGCCCGUGCACCCUGGAACAGGCUGUGCUCGAUAAGGGUCGCUUCCGGCCGGAUCGUGAGUGCGACAAGGACUCCAAUCCCAGCUGUCUGCGUCAUCGUGGCGCCAUUCAUUGUGUGGUCAGUGGAACGCCAGUUGCACAGGGUGCUGAGCAGCAGUGUUGUUAUGAUCGCUAUGGCUUCUUGAUGCUGACCUAUGAUCAAAUGUGGGGAUCACGUCCACGUCGUAUUCAUAAUCUGGGCAAGAUGCCAUGGAAUGAGGCCAGCAAAGUGCCCUCGUUGUCCAUGUGGUUCCACGAUAUGCGUCCCUUCUACUCCUGCUGCUUCUGGCAGGAGGAACAGGCGGUGGGCUGUGAAACCUAUCGCUUCGAGCGUCGCCCUUCACAGGAUUGUGUUGCCUAUCAGGCACCAGGUAUUGCCGGCGUCUUUGGCGAUCCCCAUUUGAUAACGUUCGAUGGCAGCGCUUAUACUUUCAAUGGACUGGGUGAGUUUGUUUUAACGCGUAGCACAGAUCAAAGCGAACGCUUUGAGGUGCAGGGACGCUUCGAGCAGCUGCCACCGAACUACUACGGCCAGGUGAUGGCCACCCAGCUGACAUCGGUGGCCAUGAGGGGCAAUACCACAACCACAAUUGAGGUGCGUCUGCGUCCUCUUCACGCUCGUUGGCGCUACCGUCUGGAUGUGUUGGCCGAUGGACGCAAGGUUUACUUUGAUCGCGAGAGCUUGAAGUUCCAGCACUUUGAUGGAGUGACUGUGUAUACGCCAACCACCUUGUUGAAUCAGUCUCAGGUUGUGGUUCAGUUCGACGCAGGCGUUGGUGUGGAGAUCGUCGAGAAUGAGGGCUUUAUGACGGGUCGUGUGUUCCUGCCCUGGAAGUUUAUUAAUAAAACUGCUGGACUAUUUGGCAAUUGGAGCUUCAAUCCAAUGGACGACUUCACGCUGCCCAAUGGCCAGGUGGCCUCCAUCAAUCUCAAUGACCAGCGCAGCUUGUACAACAACUUUGGCCUCAAAUGGAUGCUCACGGAUCGCGAUGUACCCAAUGUGGGUGCCGCCUUGUUCACUCGAGAAUUCGGUCGCAUGGCCAGCUAUUAUUCGAAUGCAUCAUUCCUGCCCAACUUUGUUAUGGAUCCAGCCGACUUCCUGCCCUCCAAUCGCAGCUUCGAUCUCCAGCGUGCCGAGGAACUGUGCGGCGAGUGCUCACAGUGUCAAUAUGAUUAUGCGAUGACUCUCAAUCGAGACUUGGCGCACUUCACCAAGAACUAUUACGAUAGUUUGGUUAAUAUGCAGGCGGAGAAUGCCCAACGCGUGGUAUCCUGCGGCGUGUUGCAAACUCCGCGCUUCGGUCGCAAGCUUAGCUUUGAUUUCAUGCCAGGAGCAAAGGUGGCAUUUGAGUGCAAUGAGGGAUUCAUUUUGGUGGGCGAUCAGCGUCGUGAAUGCCUGUCGAGUGGUCUGUGGAAUUUACCCGAAUACGGCUAUACGGAGUGUCUGCGUGAAGUUUAUUACACGCGUCGGGUCGCUUUCAUAGCAAUUGGCAUUAUCGUACUCGUUAUAUGCCCAUUGAUGCUGUGCAUCGUUUGUGGCGUCUAUCGCUAUCGUCAGAAGCAGCUGAAGGAGGAUCCCCAUUGGCAGAUGCCCGUACUGCCCCGUUCACGUGCCGGUUCGACUCGCAAUUUGCGCACCCUGAACUAUGACCCCGAAGACGAUAGCGAUACCGAUGCGAGCACGCUGAAAAAAACUAAGAAAUGGGAUCUGGAUGAGAACGAUGAGGAUGUGACAUCAUCGGAAGGUGAGAAACCCAAGCAGUCCGGUCGUCGCUCCCUCCGCUCUGGCUCCACCACCGAACUGGACCACGAUGGCACCCCAAUCGAUCCAGCCGCCGCUGGCCACCACGAUGCCGAGGACGAUGAUUUCGAUGAGGGCGAUGUACACACGGGCACACUCCAUCCAGCCGGCUACCAUCAUCCGCUGUCGCCGGAGGAGGCCGACCAACUGCAUCGCCAGCAAUACAGUCCCACGUUCAGUGGCGUCGAUAGUCGCACCAGUGCCGCCAGCUCCAUCAACUACAAUCCCCAGGCAGCGGGACAGAAUCGCUUCGGAGGCGUGCCAGUGUUGCCCAACAACACGCAAUAUUACAAUGGGCCACCAUCGGGCGUGCCACAAGCGGCAGCGGCAGCGGCAACGCCGUUGCGCAUUGCGCCCACACUGCCUGCCACACAGCUGACGCAAGACAGCGGCCUACCCUCACCGCCACCACUUGCCACAUCGCCAACGCCAUCAGUGCAAAAGUCCACAGAGGUUUAGGACUUGACAUUUAAUAUGCACCAACUCACAAGCACACACAAACAUAUACCAUUAACAUACAUCAACAUAUACAUAUGCACAGGCUACAAAGUUCAAAUUUGUAUAACUAAUGUCAUACAUACACACACACAUACGUAUCUACUUAUUAUACUUAAUAAUUAUUGUUUAACUUUGCUAAUUACCCACCUGUCAUCGUAAUUUGUACUCGUAAUUGUUGUUGUUCUUCGACCAUGACUCUUGCAAUUAUCACCUGUUAAAAACAUAAAUGUUUAACAAAUAGCCCAGGAAUAUGUACAAAACAUAUAUAAUUAGCAUAUUAAUAUUUAAACAACUCAUACACAAUGUUUUGCUUGCAGUUUGUAUAAGUUUCCUCUGGUUACGAGUUGACAAUUUUUUCGUUUUUCAAUUGUAAAGUUCAUCAUUUAAUCAAUAAAGCAUAACUUGUUAAUACUAUAAAA